Molecule: messenger RNA, 528 nt
Organism: Colletotrichum orchidophilum
Lineage: Eukaryota; Fungi; Ascomycota; Sordariomycetes; Glomerellales; Glomerellaceae
Exons: 2
Source: RefSeq, a predicted model, not a curated record
AGGACGUUCCUCGCUUCUGGAAAGCCUGUGUCAAUCCCCAGCACCAUCGUAACGUCCUGGCUCUCCCAACCCCGGGAUUUGUGGCAUAUACUCGCCGCAAUGUCUCACACCCUCCCAAGCAUCAAGAAGAAGACGAACGCCUUCAUGUCAGUCUGCUGGGUCGGCUCCACAGAGGUUCCGAAUGUCGACUGCAAACCCAUGAUCACGUCGCUACCAAAUGUGAAGUUGACCCCAUCUUUCCAAGCGAUUCAAGCAGCAAUCUCGGCGCUCGAUACAGAUGGCGACGGCGUAGAAACGCACCCCGGGCCCUCAUGCAACCAGCUCUCAUCAUCACCGAGCCGACGUCAGCAAGUUUUCACCGCCUACAGGUUAAUACGCGGCAUCGUCCACGCCUAUGUUAUUGAAUGCAAUGGCACGUCCAAGUCUUCCAGGGUUGGUGGCAUCCGCGAUGUCCGCCACGCAAUCGACUGCCACGUACUCAACGCUUCCAACCUGGCCUUCGUCAGCCCGACAGCUUUCUCGUCGUAG